AUGCCUACCUUCAUCUCCAUACUUACCCUCCUUUUCUUGUUGACACCAAUCCUGGCUGGUCCAAUUCGGAGGCCCGAUAAUGUAAUACGUCGUUCGAACCAGCCACCAAAACGCUAUGUGGUGAACAACCUCCUCUCAGUGACUCACGGACUGCCGAAGAGGCGGCAAGCUCCCACCGACCCAGCGAACAAAGAGGCCGCAACACAAACCGCCUCGAGCCUCAAUCCGUUCGCGACCCAGACAGGGAGUGGGACGGAGAAUGGAGCGGUGCCUGCUGUCGGCGUGGGAGGAGACAACACCAGUCUGAUCAGCCUGUUGACGCAGACCACAAUUGAAGUAGCCACUCAGACGGCGGCACCCAGCGAGACGACAACGUCGACCACAGAGAGCACUGCUGCCGAGCAGACCGCUUCUUCUGACGGAGCUACAAGCAACACCUCACAGGCCGUGGGCUCCGGAACAGCCAUUCAGCCCAAUGCCGCGCAGACCGGAGCACAGGAGCCAUCGACCUCGACCGUCACGGUGCAGGCCCAAACGACCGUCUUCCAGACCGUGUUUGUGACCGCUGAAGUCACCGCCUCCGCUACUGACUCUGGCGCUGUGCCCGCGACGGCUUCAACCACCUCGUCAGACAGCGCGGCAGAGGCGUCUCCCGCAUCGAGUACCAGCGCUGGAGACCAAGGAGACCAACCGCCCGCCGGGGCAGUGACGAUUGUGUUCGUCACGGCCAGUCCGACCUUCACGGGGCCUAUUGCUGGAUACACGACGCUGACGCCGGACGCGAACGGCAAUGCCGCGAGCACCGCGACACCAGAGACCGCGACAGAUGCAGCCACGCUACCUUCAUCCUCGUCGUUCCCGGAGCCCGCUGCUCAAACCACGCCGUCCACCUCGACCACGGAAUCGGUGGUCGUCUCUUCGUCAUCACCCGCUGAAGCAACCACGACGUCGGCGACGGAUGGAUUGGCGGUGAUUCCAGUCACGCCUAACCCGACCCAGGGCCAGGUUACGGUGACGGAGACCGUAACCACGACCGUUACUGCGCGCUAG
Molecule: messenger RNA, 1050 nt
Organism: Cladophialophora immunda
Lineage: Eukaryota; Fungi; Ascomycota; Eurotiomycetes; Chaetothyriales; Herpotrichiellaceae
Exons: 2
Coding region: 1-1050 (349 amino acids)
Source: RefSeq, a predicted model, not a curated record